AUGGCAGUGGCGUUGAGUGGGACCACAGAGCCACCACACCUCAGCAAGCCCACCAUAACCCCCUCACAGGAGACCACUCAGUCUGCACUGGCCCCACUUGCCCACGGCUCCGGGGCUGCCCUCAGCCCCCAGAGCCUGUGGGGAGGGCAUGGCCCCCAGAGCCUGUGGGGAGGGCAUAGCCCCCCUGCCUGCCCCGCUCCUUCCCAAGGGGUCGACCCUCAUCUCCCCAUCAGCUUUCCAGUGGGAAACACGGGCUCGGGGGCGGCCGCCAGCCAGCUCGGGCAGGGGACGGGGCAGCGGGGGCUGCCCCCGGGGGUGCGCCCCGCUGAUGGCGGCCGGGCGCCAUGUGGGGGCCGGCGGCUGCCCCUCCGCCUGAGCGCAGAGCGCCGCUGCUCCUCGGCCGGGGGGCGAGAGCGGAGCCGGGGGGCCGGCAGCCAGCGGGGCCGGGGCCGCCGGGGCGGGCUGGGGCAGGCGGGCUGGGGCGGUGUGUGGGUUCCCUCCUGCCGCUGCCCGUCCCUGACGGCCGUUGUCUUCUCCUUCCUCCCCCUCAGGAACUGGUGCGCCUACAUAGUGAACAAGAACGUGAGCUGCUCGGUGCUGGACGGGACGGAGAGCUACGUCCAGGCCCAGUACAAGUGCGCCUGGAACCAGUUCCCCUGCCAGCCCACCCCGGUAUACCGAACGAGUUUCAGACCUCGGUACACAAUUGCAUAUAAGACGGUAACGGAGCUGGAAUGGAGAUGUUGUCCUGGGUACAAAGGGGAAGACUGCAGAGAUGGCCCAGCAGAAAAGCCAAACACUGCUCGUCGUCCUACACCACCAGCAAAAGCUGUCGUGAAGAAAGGCUUGGAUGCAGAACCAACAGAAGUGCCGGAACCUCCACCAUACGAGAAGAAAAUGCAGUUUCUUGAGGAUGAAUUGUUUAGACUUACACGAUCAGUGCUUGAACUUCAGUCCUCUGUGGCAGGUGUGAAUGAAAACCUAAAGUUGACUGUCCAAGAAGAUGCGAGUAAGAUGUUGGUCACUUGGCUAAACAACCUUUAUGACCGCCCAGAGUCUGAUAGCGUAGUUGGUGGUGACACAGACAGUAUUCAUCUGCCUGGACUCCACAGCAAUAAAGAUCAGAAAGACCCUUUUAUUGAUUUUGAAAUGGAAGAUAUAAAGUCUGAGCUAGCUGAGGUCAAAGAAGCCUUGAAGAUGAGGAACGACAAGCUGGAGGAACUGAACGGAAAAGUAAAAGGCUAUGAAGGACAAUUAAAACAACUGCAGGAGGCAGCACAAGGACCUACAAUAACAAUGCCCAGUGACAAUAUAUAUCAGGAGUAUAUAGACUCAAAAUUUGAGUCCCUCAGACAGGAAAUACUGGAAGGAUUUGAAAAGAAAAUGGCAGAUCUGAAGAACUCCUGUGAAUACAAACUACAGGAUAUCCAGCAGCAGUGUGAUGACAAUGACAGUAACUGUUCAGGAAUAAUUGAUGUUAUAAGGGGAAAAGAGAAUGACUUGAGGAAAGAAAUAAAUUCUCUUCGAACUCAGAUUCCAUCAAACAAGUCCAGUUGUUGCAAGGAGGGUGAGAGAAAUUACUUUGACCAACAGAUAAAAGAUUUAGAUAAGAAGAUUGACAGAGUUGCGGAAGCACACAGGAUCUUGAACGUUAGAAUAGAUAAUGAAAUCAGUCGAUUGUCAACUCCAGAUCUAGAAGACAUGUUUGGUGAGAGGUUGGAGGAGCUAGAUGCAAGGAUGAAUGUGACGGAACGAAAUGCUGAAGAACAUUGCUUUUACGUUGAGGAAACACUCCGCAAUGCUAUAGCUGCUGAGGUAGAUGAAUUGAGAGACUUGUUUGACCAAAAGCUACGUGGCCUAGAAGAUAGGCUAGGUGGCACUAUUUUAGAGAUUGCUAAUACCACAGACCCGGAUGGAAUGUUUAUUAAUCCUGGGCCCAUCUUGCCCAGUGACGCAGGAUUUGCAAAUGAGCAAUUUACAGCUGAGAUGAAUUUUGUGAGGAACAAACUACAGUCACUUGAACACCUCUGUGGGCAGAAAUGUCAGUCUGCACCACAAGGUACAGAGGACCUUCAGAAAGAGCUAGAAAAUUGUAACAACAAAUACAAUCACUUGCUUUUGAAAACAGAGAACAACUCUGUUCUCCUGCAGUCUCUAAAUAGCUCUCUUAAUGAGAAACUCAAUUUAAUGAAGGGUAACCAACGUGAUAUCCAGAAAAUGCAGAGAGAUGUACGUGUAUUCAGGUAUAGUCUAAAUGUCAUGGAUAAAGAUGUGAAGAACCUUCAAGAUGGCUUGAAUAGCUGCAAGGAGCAGCUUCUGGGUGUCAAUUCUACCUGUAGAAAAACACAACGAGGUGUCUUCCGAAAAAUCGAUCAAAUGCAAAGGACAUUUGCAAAUCAGACUGCUCAUCCCAGCGACAGUUGCUGUGGUGAUGUGAAAGAGAGACUAGAACAAUUGAAUGACCAUAUCCUGAAUGAUCUUAACAAGUGCAAAGAAAAGACCCAAGGCAUCCAGGAGGGUGUUUCGGAUGUUGAGAGCAGAGUCUCGCAUGUUGAAAAAGUUUGUGGCAAGUUGGACUCUGUCUCAGGUAGUUUGGAGAAGAUAAAAGAAGGUCUGAAUAAGCACAUAAGCAACUUAUGGAACUGCGUCCGUGAAAUGAAUGGAACUAUAGCAUCUCAUUCCACGGAUAUUUCUGGCCUCAAAAAUUCUGUACAACAGUUUUACAGUCAAGUUUCCAAAAUCACCACAGACAUUGAAGGCAUGCUGAGAUCUCAGUCUGACACAAGACGACCAGAAGUACCACGGCAGCCUUUGCCACCAAGACCACCCCUGCAGCCCCAGCCUGGCAUAUCCCUGCUGCCGUCAAGGCCAAGGAUACAACCCCCACGACAGAGGAUCCCCCUCCAGCCACCAAGACCUCUUCCACGCCCAGCGCUGCCAGGAUCAGGAGUUGUGCCAUUUCUGCCUGGAACCACCGGGAUCAUCUUGGAGACUGGAGAGGCAGGGCCUCCUGGCACUGUUCUAAUGUCAGGAAGAGGGCGGCUUAGAAGCGUGGAUGGUCAAGCUGGUCAAAGUACCAUGCCCAUUGCUGAAGGCUAUGCUGGAGCACCAGGGUAUCCAAAAUUAUCUCCUCCUACCACAGACUCACAAGGACCUGCUGCUGCUGCGGCGGCCUCUCUGGUGUCCUUUUCUGCUGGCCUCACCCAGAAGCCUUUCUCGAGCGAUGUCGGCGUGGUUCACUUCAACAAAGUGCUUGUGAAUGACGGGGACUAUUACAACCCCAAUACAGGCAUUUUCACAUCUCCGUAUGAAGGGCGGUACCUGAUCACCGCUGUGCUGGCCCCAGAGAGGGAUGAGUACGUAGAAGCCGUGCUGUCCGUCUCCAACGCCAGCGUGGCUCAGCUCCACACCGCUGGGUACAGAAGGGAACUGCUGGAGUAUCACAAACCCUACUCGGGGAAACGGACCUGUGGUGGUCCUGGGACAUUCCACCUUGUUCUUCACCUCAAAGCAGGAGAUGAAGUAAAUGUCGUCGUAACAGGAGGCAAACUGGCCUACACAGACUCUGACGAAAUGUAUUCCACGUUUAGUGGAGUUCUCCUUUAUCCUUCCAUUUCUCAUGUUUAGGUUUACCUUGAACAGGAGAGAAGGGUAAGAUAUUCAGAAGAAAUUAAGUGUAAUAAAAUUCAAAGCUUUAAUAUA
Messenger RNA from Calidris pugnax (ruff), 3702 nucleotides. It is a transcript of the gene EMILIN2, whose product is annotated as elastin microfibril interfacer 2. The transcript is spliced from 8 exons. The coding region runs from base 1 to 3627 and encodes 1208 amino acids. The record is from RefSeq and is a predicted model, not a curated record. Gene Ontology annotation, molecular function: protein binding. NCBI's taxonomy places the organism in Eukaryota, Metazoa, Chordata, Aves, Charadriiformes, Scolopacidae.